Messenger RNA from Exaiptasia diaphana, 454 nucleotides. RefSeq lists its product as uncharacterized. The transcript is spliced from 2 exons. NCBI's taxonomy places the organism in Eukaryota, Metazoa, Cnidaria, Anthozoa, Actiniaria, Aiptasiidae. Bases 45 to 389 code for a protein of 114 amino acids. The record is from RefSeq and is a predicted model, not a curated record.
UUUCUCAUCAACACCAAAUUUUGUUUGGAAGUCAAACCAGUCAAAUGAUGCCAGCAAGUAUUGACGCCACACAGAAGGAAGCUGUUUCUGUUACCGCGGAAACCAUCAUGGAUAAAURUUCUGUUUCGCUACAGUGCAAUUCAGUUAGGAUUACUGUUUGGUUGGACAAAUCGAGAAUGAAUUUUGCUGUGUUGGUAGUUUUCCUGAUAGGGACUAUGGUGAUGACGGCAAGUGAUGUCAGCGGACAAAUGAGGUGUAUGUAUACAUCUAGUGGAUGUGAUGGCAAGAGAGAUGGUAUCUUGAAGGAAAUCUUGUGGCGCUCUAGACGAAAAGAUGACUCUUUGGCAGCGAAGGAGAGAAAUGGACCCAGCUACAUCCAAGAAUCGUGAUUGGUUUCAGUUGAAUUGUAAAUCUAAUAUUAAUUACUUCAAAUAAAACAUCCAAAAUCAAAAUA